UGCAAGCAAACACAGAACAUAAUAAAUAACUUAACAUUCUAGUUUUAUCAUAUUCCCUCGUACCCCACCUCUAACAGGAUUGAGUACCGUCCUCGUCGUUGUUUAGUUUGAUCAUAUUCCUGUUCAUUUAUUAUACCUUCAAGUUUAUGCUGUGUACGUGCAUGCCCCAUUUACUGGAUUACCAUUACUAUAUUUCUCAUAUUUCUUUACACCCUUGAAAGAGACUGCAGGUGGAAAAUUCCUUCUUUUGAAGAAUAUAUAUUAAUUUUUGAGAAAAGUGCAAGUGUCUAAGAUUCUAUCAAGAUUUUCGACAGAGAGGUUAAUAUAGCAAUAUAGUAUCAUCUUUAUAAGGAGUUGCUGUUUAAAGGGCUGGGAAAUGUGUUGAUCAUAUGAUGAUGAUACAAAUGUGGCCAAAUUCAAGUAGAGUGAGUGUAUGUGAAUCAAAUCAGAAACUAGAAAAGAAUGCUGGAACAAAUUUGUCGUCUCGUAACAGAGAAGUCAGUUCUAGGUACAAAUCACCCACACCAAGGCGUUAUCCUUCCCCAAACACACCGAGAACAGUUACAAAAACGCCCGUUCCUAUAUCAACAAGAGCUGUAUCUACAGAAAGAAGAAAGCCCGCGACACCACAAUCACCAUCACGCCCCUUUACACCAGUCCACGAUACGUCUGUUGAUACGGAACUGGCAGCCCGAAAGGUGGCUGGCAGUAAAGUACCAGAGUCCUUGUGGCCUACACGAAUGCGUAGUCUAAACGUUGCUUUUCAGUCUGAUACAUAUUCCUUGUCCACUAGUAAAAGAGAGAAACCGCCCCCUCAGGCCUUUUCUGAUCGCACCUUGAAAUCAUCAUCAAAUGUAUCACAGAAACGAAAUGCAACACCGCCUAGAAAGGAUACCCUUGAGAGAAAGAUGAGCCCACUGAAAGGGAAAAGUGCACAUGAUCAGUCAGAGAACCGGUUGCCAAGUCCUAAAGUUUUAAUGAAAAAUCAUGACCUUCCUGAUAAGCCCAACAAACCUUUUAUUGCACCAAAUAGAAAUGUGGGGGCAUCCACCCUCAGGAGAAUACACUUAGAAAAAUCUGCAAGUGAUCCUGUGAGGUUAUUACCGUCACUUGUCAGAAAGUUAGAAUAUGACAAUCUACAAAGAAUGUCUAACCUUGUUUCUUCAAGUUUAUCAGCAAGAUCUCAAUCUUUGCCUGCUACUGGAGCCCAACCACCUUCACCGUAUAAGCCAUCUAGUUUGGGCUCAAAAAGACCCGUAAGUCCAGCUCCUUCAAGAGGGACCAGUCCUUCUCAAGUUAGGCCAUCUAGUCCUUUGAGGCAACCUUGCAACUCAGACAGAGUUUCUGUUCUCACAUUUGUUGCUGACAUUAAAAAGGGGAAAAAGGUGUCUGAUCAGAUAGAAGAUGCUCACUAUUUACGGUUACUUUAUAAUAGGCAAAGUCAGUGGCGGUUUGUUAAUGCCAGUGUAGAAGCCGCCUUAAAGUCUCAGGAAGUAGCUGCUAAGAAAUCUUUAUUUAAUGUGUGGAGAAGUUCCUCAGAAAUCCGUGAUUCAGUAUCUGCGAAGAGGAUUGAGCUCGAUCAGUUGAGAUUGAAGCUAAAGUUUAAUUCGGCUUUAAACAAACAAAUGACCUACCUUAACGAAUGGGCUUCAAUUGAAAGGGAGAACACUCUUGCUUUAUCCGGUGCUAUUGAAGAUCUACAGUCAAGCACUCUCCGACUUCCUGUUACCGAAGGGGCAAUGGUACAUGUUGAAACUUUAAAGGCAUCUUUUCGGUCAGCUAUCCAAGUAAUGCAAACAAUAGGAUCCUCCCUACAGUCUACUAUGUCAAGGUUGGAAGGUCCGUAUUUCCUGUCAUCUGAACUUGCUAUUGUAGUGGCACAGGAAAGAGCUCUUCUUGAUGAAUGUGAAGCUCUCAUGGUUUCUGUAGCUUCUUUACAGGAAAAGGAAUACAGCCUUAGGACACAUCUAGUACAACUGAAACAAGAGACGACACUUCCAUGACUAUAUAUAUAUAUAUACAUUCGACGCGCUAACAUCCGUUUUCUUUUACCAUCUCAUGGUAUGGAGUAGUCUCGAAGAUUAGUGUUACUUCCUUAAGCUCACAAAGUUAUAACCUCUUUGCAAAACUGCAAGGGCAGAAGACCGCAUACACACACAUAGGCGAACCCGAGAUUACCAAUUUAUCAUCUCGCGAGUGAAGAAAUGUACUAUACGAUACUAACAAGCGUUGUGGUAAACGUCACACGAUGAGUAUAUAGGUCUCCUAAGAAACCGAAAAUUGUAAUACCAGCACCCAAAUACUUGAUGUAUAACUAUUUGGUGAGAAAAGGUUACAUGAUAUCUUGCAA
Messenger RNA from Erigeron canadensis, 2350 nucleotides. RefSeq names its product AUGMIN subunit 8-like. Gene Ontology annotation, molecular function: microtubule binding. Gene Ontology annotation, cellular component: cytoplasm; nuclear microtubule; centrosome. Bases 390 to 2003 code for a protein of 537 amino acids. The record is from RefSeq and is a predicted model, not a curated record. The transcript has 7 exons. NCBI's taxonomy places the organism in Eukaryota, Viridiplantae, Streptophyta, Magnoliopsida, Asterales, Asteraceae. Gene Ontology annotation, biological process: centrosome cycle; spindle assembly.